Messenger RNA from Musa acuminata AAA Group (dessert banana), 2000 nucleotides. Its product is annotated as L-ascorbate oxidase homolog. The transcript has 8 exons. Gene Ontology annotation, molecular function: copper ion binding; oxidoreductase activity. The coding region runs from base 108 to 1739 and encodes 543 amino acids. The record is from RefSeq and is a predicted model, not a curated record. Lineage: Eukaryota; Viridiplantae; Streptophyta; Magnoliopsida; Zingiberales; Musaceae.
AGAUGGAGAACAGUUCCCUCUCUCACUCUCUUCCUUACUUCUGUGCCACUUCUAUAUUAAGGUCAUGGAUCCGAAGUUAACCUAGCAUUUGUGAAGAGGUUUGGAGGAUGGAGAAGAGUAGCUUCUUGGUCUCUUUCCUCCCGCUGCUGCUGCUCUUGCUGCCUUACUGUGUCUUGGGGGAUGACCCUUACAGGUUCUUCACCUGGAAUGUGACCUAUGGCGAUAUCUGGCCCAUGGGAGUCAAGCAACAGGGGAUUUUGAUCAAUGGCCAGUUCCCAGGACCACAGAUCGAGGCCGUCACCAAUGACAACCUUAUCAUCAAUGUCUUCAAUAGCUUGCCGGAGCCCUUCCUCCUCUCCUGGAAUGGGGUACAGCAGAGAAGGAACUCAUGGCAAGAUGGUGUUUAUGGCACCAACUGCCCCAUUCCCCCCGGUGGGAACUUUACGUACGUCAUGCAAGUGAAGGACCAGAUCGGCAGCUACUUCUACUUCCCCUCGCUGGCCUUCCACAAGGCUGCCGGUGGAUUUGGUGGCAUCAGAGUUCUAAGCCGCCCGCUGAUCCCGGUGCCUUUCCCUCCUCCUGCAGCUGAUUACACUCUGUUGAUCGGUGACUGGUACAAGGCCAACCACACUGACCUGAGAUAUAUACUGGACAGUGGCAGAGAUCUUCCCUUCCCUGAUGCAAUUCUGAUCAAUGGCAGAGGACAGUAUGGGAACACCUUCACUGUCGAACAAGGCAAAACGUAUCGGUUUCGGGUGUCGAAUGUGGGGUUGGCGACGUCGUUGAACGUGAGGAUUCAAGGCCAUGCGAUGCUGCUGGUGGAGGUGGAAGGCUCACACACCCUGCAGAACACCUACUCCUCCUUCGAUCUCCAUUUGGGCCAGUCUUGCUCGUUCCUCGUCACGGCAGAUCAACCACCCAUGGACUACUACAUCGCGGUUUCGUCCCGGUUCACGAGCACCGUGCUGUCAACCACCGCCGUCCUCCACUACAGCAACUCUGGCGGGCAGCCCGUCGGUCCGCCGCCUGGAGGGCCGACGAUUCAGAUCGACUGGUCCCUCAACCAGGCGCGAUCUAUUCGAUGGAAUCUGACAGCGAGUGGCCCGAGACCGAAUCCGCAAGGCUCAUAUCACUAUGGUCUCGUGAACACCACAAGAACCAUCAGGCUCGCAAGCUCUGCUCCUGUCAUCAAUGGCAAGCAAAGAUACGCUGUCAACAGCGUCUCCUUCAUCCCAGCUGACACUCCACUAAAAGUGGCCGACUUCUACAACAUCCCCGGGGUCUUCUCGCUCGGAAGCAUGCCGGACAACCCGACCUACGGAGCUGGUUAUCUCCAGACCUCGGUCAUGGCGGCUAAUUUCAGAGACUACGUCGAGAUCAUCUUCGAGAACUCGGAGGACACCUUGCAAUCAUGGCAUAUCGAUGGGUAUUCCUUCUGGGUUGUAGGAAUGGAUGGAGGGCAAUGGACUCCGGCAAGCAGGGACGGUUACAACCUGAGGGAUGCAGUGGCUCGUUGCACAGUUCAGGUGUACCCCAAGUCAUGGUCUGCAAUCUACAUGCCUUUGGACAACGUAGGAAUGUGGAACAUCAGGUCCGAGAACUGGGCUCGCCAGUACUUGGGGCAGCAGUUCUACCUCCGAGUGUACUCUCCGGCCAACUCAUGGAGGGAUGAGAAUCCCAUCCCGAGGAACGCCCUCCUCUGCGGCCGGGCGUCGGGGCGCAGGACGAGGCCGCUCUGAUCCAGCCAGAAGAACGAAGCAUUGUCACGAGAGGGUGACAAGUUCGCACCAGCCAUUAGAAGACUCGAGGAAAAGCAUCGACGAGAGCUGUGGCACAUCUAAAUUGAUAGCUGUGGAUCUUCUCUUCGUGUUAUGGCAUCUCUUGUUGUAUCAUUGUAUUUGAGCUAUGAGUUCUGCCACCAUGCAUCACGUAUUCUUGAACUGUGUUCCAAGUAUUGUUGCAAUGAGAUUUAUUGCAUGGCCAAUUUGAAGCCAAAAGUA